UUCUUUGUUUAUGUAUGAAUUCAAUAAUAAUUGUUAUGUGUGAGUCAUUUCCAGUUUGAAUAAUGGUUAAAAGAUUUAACAAAAAAAGAUUUAAUGUAUGAAUUACAAUAAACCAUUUAAACGUAAAAUUAAUUUCUUAUUGUCUUUAUUAAAAUAGUUUGUGAAAGUGUGUGAUGUUUUUAAUGUAAAUCAUGUCAAUGUCGAUAGAAGAGAGUUCGAUGAUAAAUGCUGAUAUAGAAAAUGAUGUCACCAGCAGUCACAGGAAUUUAGUUGAAACCGAGAGAGUUGAGGAGACAACAGGAUGGAUCAAGUGCAGGACUGUGUUGGGGAUCAUGGGAUUACUAGGGUUUGCAAAUGUUUAUGCAAUGCGUGUGAAUCUAUCAGUGGCAAUAGUGGCCAUGAUAAACUCCACAGAGCCAUUGCCUUCCAAUGACACCACAUUGGAUGUUUGUCCGACAAGCUUACCCAGUAAUAAUACUAUUCCACCUAAACAAGGGGAAUUCAACUGGACGGCAGAACAACAAAGUAUAAUACUUGGAUCAUUUUUCUAUGGCUAUGUUUUAACACAGAUUCCGGGAGGACGCAUUGCCGAGAUGUUUGGGGGAAAAUUAGUAUAUGGAAUUGGAGUUUUGUUAACAGCUGUAUUUACAAUACUCAGUCCAAUAGCUGCGUAUAUAGAUUUUAAGUUUUUUAUAGUAGUGCGAGUCUUAGAAGGCCUGGGUGAGGGUGUGACAUACCCGGCCAUGCAUGCUAUGUUAUCAAGAUGGAUUCCACCAUUAGAGAGAUCAAAGUUUGCCGCCUAUGUUUAUGCUGGUUCUAACAUUGGUACAGUGAUAUCACUGCCAAUAUCUGGUUGGCUGUGUACUUUAGACUUUGCUGGUGGUUGGCCAUUGUGCUUCUACAUAUUUGGAGGUCUGGGAAUCAUAUGGUUUAUUGCCUGGAUGUUCCUUAUAUAUGAUACACCUCAAAAGCAUCCGAGAAUAUGUCCGAAAGAGGUGGAAUUUAUCACAGAAAGUAUCGGUGUUCAGGAGGAGCAUAGACAAUCGAUUCCUUGGUGCAAGUUUUUAACGUGUCUGCCGCUGUGGGCUAUAUUGAUAGCACAGUGUGGACAAUCAUGGCUCUUCUACACUCAGCUGACAGAACUGCCAACUUACAUGAACAAUAUACUACACUUUGACAUCGUAUCUAACGCACGUCUUCUGGCGUUGCCAUAUUUAUCGUCAUGGGUGGCUGGUAUAGGUAUCAGUAUAUUUGCGGACUGGUUGCUAGCAAAGGGCUGGAUAUCGAGACUGAACAGUAUGAAGCUCUGGAACACUGUCGGCUCGUUCAUCCCAGCCCUGGGCUUGCUGGGUAUCGCGUGGGCUGGCUGCGAUCGUUUGUCUGUUAUGUUGUUACUAACAAUAACAUCCGCCUUCGGUGGAGCCGUAUACGCUGGUAAUCAGAUGAACCACAUCGACCUGUCUCCUCAGUUCGCUGGGACCAUGUACGGUAUCACAAACGCAGCCAGCAACAUUUGCGGGUUCAUGGCGCCCUACGUUAUAGGACUCAUAAUUAGUGACACACAGCAAACAUUAGGACAAUGGCGCGAGGUGUUCUACUUAGCGGCUGCCAUUGAUCUGGGAGCUAAUCUGUUUUAUUUGUUCUUUGCUAGUACUGAAGAACAGGAUUGGUCUAGACCGGCCAUAGAUGACCUGACAGUCUCUGCCCCCGUAGAAAGUCUGAUGUAUCCGGAGUCAUAGGACAAUAUACAGCUAGGGACACACACCAGUGAUAUGAAAGACUUGUAUAAAGGCUGUAGUGAAACUAAGCCUUUAAUAAUGUCUAUAUAUUUUAUAUGGUUAUAAUUUCUAUUACAUUAUUCCAUCUCAUAUAACAUUUAAAAUUGUGGAUGAUGUACAUUUUAAUAUGAGGUUAGUAAUAUUUGAUUAGAGAUAAUUAUUUUUGUAUGUAAAACAAAUCUUUUUAGUAUGAAAUAUGUAUUUAUAUUCUCCACAAUUUUGAUAGCUCUAUGUAUAUAUUUUAUAUUUAUAAUAAUUUAGAGAAAAUUCUUAAAUAAUAAAAUGUCAAUAAAAAUAAAAACGAGUGGCUUGCGUUAAUAUUUAAAUAUCGAUAAUAUUGAACGAGGAGGCUACAACACAAGUAUUAAAAAAAAUACGUACAAAAUAUUAUUAUACCUCUAAAUUAUUAUAAGAUAAUUUUAUUAUUAUUAUUUUAUAAGAAUUUUACCACCCAAAAUCUGGAAAAUUACCUUUUUCAUAUUAAUUCUAAUAGCGGUGCUUAUAGACUAGUGCAGCCAAAUCAUAAUCCCGCCAAAGAUAUAAAAAGCUUUGUCUUAGUUUACAAAUGAAUACAGGAUUUUAUCUAUUUAAUCGAUUUCAUCGAUAAAAAUCAGCGCUGAAUCAAAGACAAUGUAUUUUUUUAUUUUAUGUGCAGUAAUAAAAUGAUUGUCACUGGAAUAAAAACAACAGAUUGUUCAUCGAAGUUUAUUAUUGUCAUAAAAUAAAAAAAGAAAUAAAAAUAAUUGGCGGCAAAUCUUUAAAUGUCAAGUUCGUAUGUAAUUAGCACAAUUUUUUUUAUUUUUAAUUUAAGUAAACAAUGUUUUUAAGUUAUUUACAUUUCCAAUAUUUUGAAGCUGUGCUCUUGUGCUGUGUUAUUGUUGUAUGAUUAAAAUAUUGAAUAGUAUUAAAUAUGCGGGACAUUUUGAAAAAAUAAUAAGCAUAUCUUCUGUAUCCAAAACAAACAAAAAAUAUAUAAUUUUAAUUUAAUAAAAUAUACUUAUGUGUACUUAUUUAACGUCACGGUUUCAUGACAAAUAUUUUUAACUUUCAUCCGUAGCACUACUUAUUUUUUAUUCCUUGUAACAUUAGUAAUUUUUGUUUUUUUUUUCAAACUUUUUCUUAUAAUCGUCUACAUAACUGAUUCUUCUAUUAGCCAAUUUUCUCUAUAUUAUGUACAUAUAUAGUUAAUCAAACAUUUGCACGUAAUCUUGUAAGGUGUUGGUCCAAGGCUCACAGAUAGUAUACAUCCAUUCCUUAAUUAUUAACAAUCGCAAACAGUAUUCAUAUGCUACGGCUUGGUUUUAAUAAUUUUAUUUUAAUUUUUAUUAGAUGAAUUAUUCAAAUUAUACUUAAGCGUCAUAUAAUUUGCAUUUAUAAGUGAACGAAUUUAUCUGUUGUUACGAACGACAAUAAAAUAAAAAUAAUUUGUAUCCACGAAUCUCCGUAAUGUCAGUGUUUAAGGAAAUACAACUGUCAAUGAUUGUUUAAUGACAGUGUGCCUCGACGGAAAAAAAUAAUGUAAAUGCUGAAAAACAAUUUUGAUAUAUGUAUAAUUAGGCAUGUAUUUUUUUAAAGGUUAUUCGGAAUAAAUCGUACGAAAUUA
Messenger RNA from Danaus plexippus (monarch butterfly), 3381 nucleotides. RefSeq names its product sialin (gene MFS10). Gene Ontology annotation, molecular function: transmembrane transporter activity. The record is from RefSeq and is a predicted model, not a curated record. Gene Ontology annotation, biological process: monoatomic anion transport; transmembrane transport. NCBI's taxonomy places the organism in Eukaryota, Metazoa, Arthropoda, Insecta, Lepidoptera, Nymphalidae. The transcript has 11 exons. Bases 192 to 1739 code for a protein of 515 amino acids.